Molecule: messenger RNA, 710 nt
Organism: Myxocyprinus asiaticus (Chinese sucker)
Lineage: Eukaryota; Metazoa; Chordata; Actinopteri; Cypriniformes; Catostomidae
Gene: bloc1s5
Product: biogenesis of lysosomal organelles complex-1, subunit 5, muted
Exons: 6
Coding region: 126-626 (166 amino acids)
Cellular component (GO): BLOC-1 complex; transport vesicle
Source: RefSeq, a predicted model, not a curated record
UUCGCAUCAUUGAUUUACAUUCAUUAGUCAGUAGGAGUUUAAAGAUUAAUAGAAAUACAUAUUAGUCAGCGUAAAGACCAUUAUCAUAUAAGGCUGUCAGUUCUCAGACAAACCAGCAUCUCGUGAUGAUGGAGAAGAUUAUUAAGGAUGUCGGUGAUAUUCAGUCCGGACUGAUCGAUCACAGACCAGUCCUGCAGGGAGAAAUCAGAUACUUCCUCAAGGAGUUUGAGAAGCGUGCUUUCAGAGAGUGCCGUCUGCUUGAAAACCUGAACAAGAUGAUAUCCGACACUAAUGAUCAUGAUCUGCCGCAGUGUACUGAGAGUAUGGAUGAGAAACUGUGUGACGCGUGCACACAACUUGAAGCAGUGAAGCAUAUGGCUCAGAGAAUCCAGCAGAGGGAGCUAGAGGCUGAACAGCUCAUCCCGCCCUUAAAUGAAACUGAAUUGUGUGUGUGUGUGUGUGUGUGUAUGUAUGUGGAGAGGACAAGGCAGGACUGGGAGGACUUUCAGAAGGAGCAGUGUGCUCUGAAGGAGGAGGUGGAUGAAGAGCACGUUAAAGCUGUCAGCAGACUCAGUGCUCAGUAUGAUGAAAUGAAGAAAGACCUGAGCAAAUACAGAACCCUCUGAACAUCAACCUGACUGUGUGUAUUUUUAUGUGUGGGUGUGUGUGUUAUGAAUGUGUUUUACUACUGAUACGUCAUUGCACAUUUU